AUGGCAGGCCUGGCACAAGUCGAGUACCACGGCAACGGAAUCGCUCAUAGUCUUAGGAACCUGUCCACUUAUGUGUGUGAUCAAGCUUGGGACGCGAACGAUGGGGAUUCGGGCGGUGAUGGCGUCGAGAAACCUCUGCUCCCAGCAGGUGUGUCUGACGACGCACACCAUGCCCGGAGAUCGAUACUAUCUCAUGUAUCUCAGAUCCAAAUCCUUCUAGAACAGCCCGCUGACUUUCUGCAGCGAUUGGCUAGACAGAACCAAAUGCUUGCUUGCUUGCGCUGGCUGAGCGAGUAUCAAGUAUUAGCAUGCAUCCCACUCCAGGGUCGGGUGCCUUCCAACGAUGUAGCCGUCCUGCUUGGAGUACCCGAGAGUCAAUUGGUGCGAAUAGUUCAAAUGACGGCCACGGAGGGCUUUUUAUGCCAACCUGAACCUGGCAAAUUGGCCCAUACAGCAUUAUCUGCCCCUUUUGUUGAAGAUCCUAGCUUGCAGGAUGCCGCCCUCUUUCUUUCCGAAAUUGCGGCGCCGACGGCCUUUCAAAUGGCUGCCGCCACCCGACGAUGGGGGCUGUCUUUAAAAGGAAACGAGACACCAUAUAAUAUCGCCUUGAACACAUCCAAGACUUUCUCCGGCGCAUGCCAGCAAAGCCCUCGGAUGCGACGUCAAUGGCCUUCUUAUCUCCAAUACGGAAUGGGCGAUGUCGAAGCUGGCGUCACUGACAUUCUAACUAAACUAGACUGGCGUAGCCUAGGUAAUUCCACCAUAGUCGAUAUGAGUAGCAUUGCCGACUCUCAUGAACUAACCGCAACGCUUGCAAGCCGUAUCGUCGUCCAGCAGCGCACGCCCGGUGCACCACAACAGAUUCGUGAUGCAGCACUCUUCAUUGUCCGUCUCCCCGCGACGAGCCACGUGUUGUCAUCUAGGGUAUCUGGGGAGCUGAAUGCGCACAUCGGCGCGCUGUCCUUAAACCCAAGGGCCAGGCUAUUGCUCGUUAUUCCAAGCGUGCUGCGCGAUACCGGCGGGGGAACUGGCGUGGAGAUCGAAGUACAGGCGCGAUUGCGAGACCUGGCGUUCUGGCAGUUAACCAAUGAAGGCGAAUUGGAUAUGGAGGCGCUGAUCGGCCUCAUCAGUGGUGUGCGCGAUGGCGCGGGCCAGCUGGCCAUAGUCAAUAAAUUUGCAGCGACUCAUCAUCCUGCCAUAGCGUUCGAGAUACGUUAUCAGACAUAUACCCAACAGGCAUUUAUGCAUGACGGUUAUUUAGUGGAAAUUAAAAAAUAA
Molecule: messenger RNA, 1278 nt
Organism: Daldinia childiae
Lineage: Eukaryota; Fungi; Ascomycota; Sordariomycetes; Xylariales; Hypoxylaceae
Exons: 3
Coding region: 1-1278 (425 amino acids)
Molecular function (GO): methyltransferase activity
Source: RefSeq, a predicted model, not a curated record